UCCUCGCCCGACGCCAUGAUUCUUUUCGGAAAUCGCGGAGAUUUCGACGCUAGACGCAAGAAGUCUCUCCCUUUUACCAACCCUGUUUGCCGAGGCCGGUGGCCUCCAGGAAAUGGCGACGCAAUGCGUGUGCGCUGCCCGCAGCGAGGAAGCACCACUGGGAGGAGAAACUUGCAAACAGCAACAGGCGUCAGCAGCUUCGAGCAGCACUUGAAGGAAAGAAAGAUGAGCGACCCCAAUGCGCCCAAAGUCGAACUUUUUGUCAAGGCAGGGAGUGACGGCCAAAGUAUCGGCAACUGUCCCUUCUCCCAGCGUCUCUUCAUGGUGCUGUGGCUUAAAGGUGUCACCUUUGAUGUUACCACAGUGGACAUGAAGAGGAAGCCGGACAUUUUGAACGACCUGGCUCCCGGUGCCCAGCCGCCCUUUCUGUUGUACGGCAAAGAGGUGAAAACUGACACCAACAAGAUCGAGGAGUUCCUGGAGGAAAAUCUCUGCCCCCCAAAGUACCCUCGUCUGGCAGCGCGUAACCCAGAGUCAAACACAGCAGGCAUGGAUGUCUUCUCCAAGUUCUCGGCUUAUAUCAAAAACUCCAACCCUCUGACCAACGAAAAUCUCGAGAAAGGACUUCUGAAAGCUCUGAAGAAACUCGACGACUACCUCGGCUCCCCCCUUCCUGACGAAAUUGACCAAAAUAGCACCGAUGAUGUCACUUCCUCAUCCCGCCCCUUCCUCGACGGCCAAGACCUUACGCUCGCCGACUGCAAUUUGCUUCCAAAGCUCCACAUUGUCAAGGUUGUGUGUUUACGGUACCGAAAAUUCUCCAUCCCUCAGUCUCUGUCCAACCUGUGGAGGUACCUGAACGCAGCAUACGCCCGGGACGAGUUUGCCUCCACCUGCCCGAUCGAUGAUGAGAUCCACUUGGCUUAUGCUUCUGUGGCGAAAGUUCUCAAGUAGGCUUGGGGGGGGGGGGUGGUUCAGAUUCAUCCUAAAUUCAAUAAGUGGAAGAAUAUAUACAAGUGUACAAACAAGCAAAACAACAGCACAUAUGUUAUAUAAUUGGGGUCGUUUGUUUUUUUUUUUUUUUUUUUUGUCCCGUCACGAAAUACAGUGAACCUCCUCUUAUCACUGGGGACAAAAUCAUUUUCGUAGUGUUACCGCUCCCACCACCUAUCAAAACUUUUUUUUAAAAUAACUGAAUUACACUUUCUAAAGUAUUCCUUUGUGCCUCUUUUCACUCUUGUCCAGAAAUUGGGGACUAUCAUAAAACAUCACUCUGAGAGAGAGAGAGAGAGAAAAAAAAAGAUGGGAGAAGCGUGCUUGCUUCGAGCUGUUUAUAUGUCACACUCAGUUACGUUUACUGAACAAGUGACACGAAACAAAAAACGUUCAACCGAACCAGGUCAUUAAAAAGCUAGCUUCAUGCUAUCAUUUAAUGUGAAAGACUUUUGAUGGCCUUUGAUGAACUAAUGGAAAUUAGCAUCGAUGUUAACUCAUUCCCUCCCAAAGACGUUUUUAAACGUCUUUUCAGACUUGGUCCAGAAUUGGCUGGUACUGAAUGAGUUAACACUAAAAAUACUCGCACCCACAUAUCCUCAAGUAGUAGAGUUUAAUUAAAACCUCAGUGGUGCCCAGUCAUGUUGCGGAAAGAACGCAACUUAAAAUUCAGCCCUAUCUGUAGACUGUAAAAAUCCAUUAAGAAAAAAAAUGGCUACAAAAUCCAGAUUAUAGCAGCGAUGCAAAAGAUGACUCGUGAUGCGAUGGGGGUUCACUGUACACAAUUUGUUUGUACCUUUGGGAGAUUUUACAGCCACAAAGCUGCCAAGUCAGAUGAAACCUUCUACAUUUAUUUAGCUUCAAUGUCAGUCUUAUUUUAUUGAGUCCAUGAUUCAACAACACGGGGCCAAAGUAUUUCACGUUCCUCUAUUACUCCCCGAUGCGGCAAGUACUGUCAAACUUUAAAAGUAAAAGCAUUUUUGGUCGUUGUAGCACACAAUAACUCGGAAGUGGGAGGCGGGGCGGGGGAGGUGGGUGUUGUUGCACAGAUGCAGAGACAGGAAGCCAUUUCAAGAGUUUGAAUCUAUUGAAAUGGUUUCCUUUUCAGCAGCUGUGAAUGACUGCUGUAAUCCGCUGGCGAGGAGCUACAUUUCAAUCCAUCGUUCAUGUAUGAAGGACUGUUUUUGUAGAAUGUUUAAAAAAAAGUUUUGCACAAAUUUCUUUGGGAGUAUCGAUGCGCGCAAGUAAAUUUGGUGUAUUUCUUUCAGGGGGGAAAAAAAAGAGAGUAGGGCACACUUCAACCGUGAAUUAAUCAAAUAAUAUGAUUGAUGAAAUAUUUGUUCACACGCUUUUGGCGAGCCGACUGAACGCAGCUGACAAAAGGAAGCGAUUUCAGGGCGUGUAGUUCUUAGUCAGCAGCAGCACAAAUGUUGCAUAAUCCUAUUCAACUGCUCAUACAAUGCGGGCGUGACACAGCAUUCAUCAUAGCAUGAUUCUAAAUUAGAAAUGGAUCUUGCAACUUUUCUCCGGAGCGUGUUCAUUUUUCUUGGGUGUGGCCCCCCCCCCCCCCAAUCUUCCGUCAUAUGAAUUGAGUUUAGCACUUAGCGCUGUGCUGCAAAUGUUAUGUGCAUGUCACAAGUUGCUCAGACAAAAGCGGGGGGCAACAGGAAGUUGAUGAUGCUGCGACUAAAAAUAAUAGCGGGGUAGUUUUCGGUCUGGUUUUAAGAUAAGCUUGAAGAAAUAUGCACUCGCGUGAAUGAAGGAUCCACAUUUAGGGCAGUGAAGGAAAACAUUGAAAAAGGGACUUGAAGUCAAUUUACUGUUUGUUUCCCUCCUGUUUAGCUCGCUCAGGUAGGGGGGUAAAAAAAUGCUGACUGGGAUCAUUUAGUUCGUUGUGUGUUAGCACUUACAGUGACUUGAGAGUUAACUAAACUCGAUAUAAUGAUGGCGAUACGGCUUCAUGAGCUGGAGCUGCAGCUUUUUUUCUUCGCUGGCCCCGUGCUUCAUGAAACUGUCGGCUAAAGGAAUUCAAAUUUCAUUAAACGAAAGUUCACGUCUUAGCCUCAUGUUGACCAGAUGAAAGGUUAAUUCAAGAAGAAAAUUCAAACCACCUAAGUGCAAUUUCAGAAUAAAAAUGUUUGUUUUUUUUGUACAGUGCUUUUGACAUUUUUUCCUGUUUUGCUGCACGACUGCUAUUUGGAGGAGUGGCCCUUUCUUUCUACCGAAGUGAAAAUACUUUUUUUUUUGUUGACUGAACUGUUUCCUUAAUGAAUCAAUUAAAGGGACAGUGUCUUAAAUAUUUUCACAAUCUCGUUUUAAGUUUCUUUAUGUACUGUAGAGUUAAAUACAGUUUCAGGGACCGAACUCAAUAAAAUGUUUUUUUGUUUCUUUGUUUGUUUUACACCUUCUUGUUUCUUAAUACAUUGCAUGUUGCUUUGUUUUUUUAAUGACACUUUUUAACAUUUCGGCUAGUUACUUUCCAACGUAGACCUUUUUUUUUUGUGUUAACAACAUUUAGUUCACAGAAAAGUGGCCAUGAAACAAAUCUAUUGAAAUAAUUGGCAGACAAAAGUCCAAAGGCACAUUUCAUCAGUGCAUUUUUUUCAGAAUAAAGUUUUCUUUUGAAACGGG
This is a messenger RNA of Hippocampus zosterae (dwarf seahorse), 3624 nucleotides long. RefSeq names its product chloride intracellular channel 1 (gene clic1). The coding region runs from base 16 to 954 and encodes 312 amino acids. Lineage: Eukaryota; Metazoa; Chordata; Actinopteri; Syngnathiformes; Syngnathidae. The record is from RefSeq and is a predicted model, not a curated record. The transcript is spliced from 8 exons.